UAAUUAAUUUUGUAUAUCGAUAAUACCGAUUGGGAUACUGACGUACCGAUUGGGAUACCGAAAUAUUUAGGGACUGGGAUUGGGAUACCAAAAUUAUUUAGGGAUUGGGAUUGGAAUUGAUUUUAGGAUGUAAUUCGGUAUUCGGGAUUUCGGUAUUUGGUAUUGGGAUACCGAUACCGUACCGAUUUCCACCCCUAGAGACAAGGUUAAACAUAUCAAAUGGAAGAUGAGGUGUUAUCAUAGAAUGAGGCUGGAAUUUCGGUUAUUUCGGUUAUAAUCGGUAACCGAACGGUCGGCUACCGGUUAACCGAGAUGACAGUCGACUCUACCGACAACCGACCGGCAGUCCUCCUCGGUUAUCCGAAAACCGACCGGUCGGUUACCGAUUAGUUGGUCGGUUAACCGCGCUAACCGCACAACACAAUUGCCGGAAAGGAAUGGCGUCGGAGGAGGAGAUGGCGGGGUCACACAUGCGACAGAGGAGGACUGUUGGCUGCUGGCUGCGAGUAGAGGAGGCCGAGGCGAGGUCGCGGCGGCGGAGCGAAGGGGAUGGCUGGCGGCGACUUCGCGUUGGCGGAGCAAGGGGCUGGCGGCGACGACGUCUCUGCCUCUCUGUUUCAUCGUCGCGGUAGUCGGCUGCUGGCUGCUCGUGGGCUGGUCGUCGGGGAGGAGAUGGCGAAGCAGCAAGGGCGCGAGUCGGGGAGGGAGAUGGCGGAGAGCGGCGGCGUCACUCUCGUGCUCCGCUGGGGCCGCCUGGAGUGGGAAGAAGAGAGAACGAUCGUCUCUUCGCCGUUCAGGGCUGGGCAGGCGGCAGUGAGAGUCAGGGUAUCAUCACCAUGCAGAGAGAAGAGAAGGGAAGGCGACGUCGAUUAGGGUUAGGCUUCGUCGGUUUUAAGAAAUAGGAAGUGGGGGUGGGGCGGCGUCGUUUUACGGAAUGAGGGGAGGGGGUUAGUUGCUCGGUUAGCCGGUUAACCGGCGUAGCUAAUCCAGCUAUCGACAACCGCUCGCAGAUGACUUUUUCGGUUAAUCGGUAACCGCCAGUUAUCGAUCUAACCGGUCGAUUAACCGACAACCGAUAACCAAACGUCUAGCCAUAUCAUAGAAAAUUCAACAUACAACACACACUAGUAGAAAUGUAGGGGCGGGAAUCUAAUAUUUGUUUCAAGUUGGUUGACUUGAGAAAUCAAUAUAUAAUAUUUUCUCAU
Messenger RNA from Linum trigynum, 1205 nucleotides. The record is from the annotation of a GenBank genome assembly. NCBI's taxonomy places the organism in Eukaryota, Viridiplantae, Streptophyta, Magnoliopsida, Malpighiales, Linaceae.